GCCCCGCACGGACGGUUAUCCUCAGUCCGGUCUCUCGCACUUGCCACCGCCACCAUGGAGGCCAUUAAGAAGAAGAUGCAGAUGCUCAAGCUGGACAAGGAGAACGCCCUGGACCGGGCAGAGCAGGCCGAGUCCGAGCAGAAGCAAGCCGAGGAGAGGAGCAAGCAGCUAGAGGAUGAACUGGUGUCCAUGCAGAAAAAACUGAAGGGGACAGAAGAUGAACUGGACAAAUAUUCCGAGGCCCUCAAAGACGCGCAGGAGAAGCUCGAAGUGGCGGAGAAGAAGGCCGCAGAUGCUGAAGCUGAGGUGGCAUCCCUGAACCGCCGCAUCCAGCUGGUAGAGGAAGAGCUCGACCGGGCUCAGGAGCGCCUCGCGACAGCCUUGCAGAAGCUGGAGGAAGCUGAGAAAGCUGCAGAUGAGAGUGAGAGGGGCAUGAAGGUCAUUGAGAACAGAGCCCUGAAGGAUGAAGAGAAGAUGGAGCUGCAGGAGAUCCAGCUGAAGGAGGCCAAGCACAUUGCUGAGGAGGCGGACAGGAAGUAUGAGGAGGUUGCCCGGAAACUGGUGAUCAUCGAGGGGGACCUGGAGCGUACAGAGGAGAGGGCUGAGCUGGCAGAGUCUAAGUGCUCAGAGCUGGAAGAAGAGUUGAAGAAUGUCACCAACAAUCUCAAGUCCCUUGAGGCUCAGGCUGAGAAGUACUCUCAGAAAGAGGACAAGUAUGAAGAGGAGAUCAAGAUCUUGACUGACAAGCUCAAGGAGGCUGAGACUCGGGCCGAGUUUGCAGAGAGAUCAGUAGCCAAGCUGGAGAAGACCAUUGAUGACUUGGAAGAUGAGCUGUAUGCCCAGAAACUGAAGUACAAAGCCAUUAGCGAGGAGUUGGACCACGCCCUCAAUGACAUGACUUCCAUAUAAACUGAAAUGCACCAAAGAGGAGCAUCUCUGCACGCAAAGGAUGUUGGACCAGACCCUGCUAGACCUGAACGACAUGUAAAAGACCCAGCCA
Messenger RNA from Euleptes europaea (tarantolino), 1000 nucleotides. RefSeq names its product tropomyosin 3 (gene TPM3). Gene Ontology annotation, molecular function: actin filament binding. Gene Ontology annotation, cellular component: actin filament. The record is from RefSeq and is a predicted model, not a curated record. Gene Ontology annotation, biological process: muscle contraction; actin filament organization. The transcript is spliced from 10 exons. The coding region runs from base 55 to 909 and encodes 284 amino acids. NCBI's taxonomy places the organism in Eukaryota, Metazoa, Chordata, Lepidosauria, Squamata, Sphaerodactylidae.